Messenger RNA from Amoebophrya sp. A25, 2941 nucleotides. Lineage: Eukaryota; Dinophyceae; Syndiniales; Amoebophryaceae. The record is from the annotation of a GenBank genome assembly.
UUCGAUUUCCAACAGCGACAUCGCAGCGAUUGUAAGUAUGACGAGCUGAUUCACUGCGGCUACUAGUUGUAGUUGUACAACUCGUCAACAUAUUUGAAUAGAUUACAUUCGUUUGUUCUUCAAGUACUCCUUUACGUUUCAUUUUUUUGCACUGGUCAAUCAUUGCUAUUGUUUGACAACAUCAAAAGCAUAAUGGACUCGGAAGACGAAGUGGAUCAGCAGUCUUCGCAUGAGGAAGUGUCCUCCGAUCAGGAAGAUACUGAUCAGUGGGACGAACUGAGCGAAUCCGCCAAAUCCAAGAAGGACGACCUCUAUCCGCUCCCGCGGCCGCGCAGCGGAGAGGAGUUGCCCCUGCAACGGAGGCAGUUUGAGAAAAUUGUCGGAUUGUUCGAGAACGUGACGAAGACACAGUACCCAAGCGGAAACCGCAAAAAGAAGCCGACCGCUUGGGAGGAUGAUAUUCUUAACCUCGUGAAGACGUUCGACUCCGAACUCAUAAACACAGUGACGAAAAAACACGGCAGUUUGCUGAAUCUCGCCGCGAAGUAUAACGCUACCCGCUUGGUGGAGUUCUUGCUAGAGAACAGCGACUUUUUCGAAUUUUUAGCGCGCGACGAACACGGACGGACUCCAAUCGGCUGCGCUGCGUAUGGACGAGUUGGCACCGAGGUUCACCGGAUGCACUGGCUCGAAGAACAUUCACCUUUGCCGUCGGUUGCGUCGUUGCGCACGCUGUUGAAGAGCCCGAAGAUGGUUCACGCGUGGCACAGCAAAAACGCUCAAGGCGUGUCGCCGCUCGCUGAGCUUUUCGAAUCCUUAGAGAGAGCUUUGCUCAAGUCGAAGAGACACGACGAAGACGCGACGGAGUGCCACUUUGACUUUGGUUCGUUUCCCUGGGCGCAGUUGGCGGACUGCGCGACGCUAGCCGCGAUUCACAUCUGGUUCGAGCUUGCUGCAUCAAUGAAAAUUUCGACGCCGGUUCCGGUUGCGGUGCAGGCAUUCGGAAAGAUUGACCUGUCUUUAAUCGGCUUCCCGUCACGCGCACACCGCACAGGCAGCAGUGUGAUCGGGGCGUGGAGCUUUCGUGUGCUAAGUCAGCUUCUGCACUCGGUGACAGACCCAAAGGCAUUUGUGCGAGCAGUGGCGCGGCCUUCGGGUAUGCCCGGCUGUCCUAGUCAAUCACAUACCAAAAUCAGCAACGACUUUUUGCAGGUACUUUUUUCUUGUCCACAGAAGUGCCUCUACUAGAGCUGUACUGCAUUUGCAUGAGGUCGCUGUAACGCUGAAUCGAUCAUAUUUUUGAUCCUGUGAGGACUGCAUCUGCACACAAAUAAUCAAGUAGCUGCUGAUGGAGUCGCUCAUGUUCUUGUCUCAUCACAUCAGCCGAUCCCUUAAGCAAUCUUCAUCUUCACGUUCACUUCGCCUUCUCUUUCUCCUGCGUCAGGUACAGUAUUCCGCUGCACUUCUGUGUCUGCGGAAGACUGCGCUACCCUCUGAAAUCAUACCGAAGGUGAAGAGCUACCUUGGCUUCGCCAACGAGCAGCAGCUGUUCGAUGAGCGGAAGUUGCUCGCGCUGCAGUCCUUGAAGCAAAGUCGAGACCUCUCCGCGGACGAGCAGGAAAAUUUAGCAGAGCUGACGCGGAAGUAUAUCGACCCCACCGAUCUGGUAGAGAAAAAGCAGGAACUAAUCAAACUUUUGUUCGCGAUGAAGCCUGCUCCGCGCGGCGGAUUUCGUGGAGAGAGAAACGACAGUCCCUUGCCGGACCGUGUACAGACACUCUUGAGUGAGGUGUUUGGGCCUGAUGAAGUGGGUAGCUCGGACGAUACGCCUUGGGGUACGGCGAGGAGUCGAAAAAGAGAGUUUGACUAUGGGGCGUGGUACAACGGUUUUCGUGGAGGAGUGGCAUCAGCUCGAGCUCUCCCGGGGGUCUUAAUUAGAAGCAUGAGCACCAUCCGGGAGGUGCAUGAAUUCUCGGUGGAUAGUAGUUUUCUCUGGUUUCCAAGCGCAACAAGCUCAAACGCGGACAACGAAUCCGAGGACGACACGAUCAAAACGCAAAGCCGUGACUGCGCGGAGCUAUAGAGGAGCAGGCCUAUCAGCUCCAGAUGAAAACUCGCCGCGUUUGCUCAAUAGGCUUUCGCUGUCGUGCGUGCUUCUGCUGGAACAAUUUUGAGCAACGACGUUGUGCUCUACACUAGGUAGUCUCACCUUCAUACUUCGACAAGAGUUCGUGACUACUUUUCAAAAAAUAGUGUUGUUCAGUCACGGAAUUCAUGAUCGACAAUGAGCAUGUGGAGUGUUAUCUCUCUGUUGAAUGAAACUGAAAAUUUUCCAUAGAAAUUGCGACGUUCCCUAGCUUGUUGUCAGUGUGCGCAGGGGUUGGCUCGCAGUGACAUCGCUUUCGAGCCUCGUGAUAAAAGCACAAAAUAGUUUUCAUGUUUCGAUGGAUAAUAAGAACUCCCCCAUAUACAAUUGUGUAGUGAUUUCCCGAAAUAACAAGAGAUGAACAUCUUCACUGAAAAACUUGAUGUCAGCAAUAUUGUAGUACUACCGGACGAGGUGAAUGAGAUACAUGAUUAAUUGAUGAUUGUUUGGCUGCACCUACAUGAAACAGUAACUACAAAUUUUUGAUAACAUUGAUGAAACAACAGCAAGAGUGGACUCAAGUUAUGACACUUCCUAGGUGCUGCAGUGGGUCAGGGUCUAACUUUUUGUACUGUGCUUGUGGUACGUUCCGACUGCGUCUACAGCUUAGGCCAUUGGGAAGAUUCUGAAGAUUCAACACAUUUUGGAAAACCAACGCAACGAAAAAGACUGAAACAUUUAUAGCUGAUCAUGUCAGCUACAACAUUGUUGAUUCAGCGACGCUGGGCAAUCUUAAAGAGAAGAAUGUGCCAACUCCCAAGUUCACUACUCGCUCAAUGCUCGGCAAGGUAGAUG